AUGCGACCAACUCGUGGCGGCCUCGUCGCGACGGCGGCGCUGCUGCUGGUUCGAGCGACCAUGUCGUCGGCUGGCGGCGGCGGCGGCGCCUGCAAUGACACGGCCGGCGACGACGUCGUCCGGCGGCAGCCGCGCCAGGUCGCCCACGUGGACCACCUUGCGCUGCCGCACAGCGGUUCGACGACCGUGGCGACGGCGCUGCGGCGCGCGCUCGAGGCGCGGGCGAUCCGGGGCGCCGCGUCGUGCGCGAAAUGCUCCGCCGCGGCGUGCGGUGCCGACGCGCUGCUGCCGGUCCGCGCGACGCUCGUCUACCGCGCGGGCCACGCGCACUUCCCGCUCGCGGAGCGCCGCGCGCACAUCGCCUCGGACUGGGCCGACGGCGCCGUCUCCCGCGCGCGGGAGGCGUCCGGCGGCGCGCGCCAGGCGGAGCACGAGACGCGCAUGGGCCUCCGCGGGCCCUCGCCGCGCGUCGCGCGCCCGGGCGCC
Aureococcus anophagefferens is the source of this 486-nucleotide messenger RNA. RefSeq lists its product as hypothetical. Lineage: Eukaryota; Pelagophyceae; Pelagomonadales; Pelagomonadaceae. The transcript has a single exon. The annotation marks the transcript as partial. The record is from RefSeq and is a predicted model, not a curated record.